Molecule: messenger RNA, 6575 nt
Organism: Fundulus heteroclitus (mummichog)
Lineage: Eukaryota; Metazoa; Chordata; Actinopteri; Cyprinodontiformes; Fundulidae
Product: MTSS I-BAR domain containing 1
Exons: 16
Coding region: 379-2763 (794 amino acids)
Biological process (GO): positive regulation of actin filament bundle assembly; adherens junction maintenance; plasma membrane organization
Cellular component (GO): cytoplasmic side of plasma membrane; actin cytoskeleton
Molecular function (GO): phospholipid binding; actin binding
Source: RefSeq, a predicted model, not a curated record
AGAAGCGCGCUCCCGUGGCCCGUCCCCUGUCUUGGUGCCUGAGGCGCAGCUCUACGUGGAAAGUUGCAGCUCUCCCCGGCGGUGCCGCGUUCCUGUCUGCUGUCACUUCGCUUCCCACCUCCGUCAUGCCUCUCCUCCUCCUCCUGCUGCUGCGGACAUGGGAGUUACCGGCUGCGCGCGGAAACUAACCGGCUCCGCUGCACCGACUGUCCGCGUUCAGGGCUCCAUCACCAGCCAGGGACACCCCGCAGCGCGACGCUGAGGCUUUCUGCUCAGUUCCACCCUUUUCUGUGAUUUGUUCGCUCGGCUCCGCGUCAUUUAUGGACUCCGGGAGCCGCUGGUGAGAGUGUUUGCAAUUUCCGUUCACACAGCCUGAAGAUGGAGACGGUGAUGGAGAGGGAGUGCAGCGCGCUAGGGGGGCUUUUCCAGACCGUCAUUGGAGACAUGAAGGGCAGUUACCCCGUCUGGGAUGACUUCGUCAGCAAAGCCACCAAACUGCAAACACAACUAAGGACGACGGUUGUCGCAGUAGCCGCCUUCCUGGAUGCCUUUCAGAAAGUGGCCGAUCUGGCAACCAACAGUCGAGGGGGGACCAGGGAUAUCGGUUCAGCGCUCACCAGGAUGUGCAUGAGGCAUCGCAGCAUCGAGGCCAAGCUCCGACAGUUUUCCAUGGUGUUUCUGGACUGCCUGAUUAACCCUCUCCAGGAGCAGAUGGAGGAGUGGAAGAGAGUGGCUAAUACUCUGGACAAAGACCACGCCAAAGAGUACAAAAAAGCCCGCCAGGAGAUCAAAAAGAGAUCGUCAGAUACUUUGAAGCUGCAGAAGAAAGCGAAGAAAGCCGAUUUCUUUGGUCGCGGAGACCUUCAGCCUCAGCUGGACAGCGCCAUGCAGGACGUCAGCGAUAAGUACCUGCUGCUGGAGGAGACCGAGAAGCAGGCUGUGAGGCGGGCGUUGGUGGAGGAGAGGAGCCGUUUCUGCGUCUUUGUCACCAUGCUGCGGCCCGUCGUGGACGAGGAGAUGUCCAUGCUGGGGGAGAUCACCCACCUCCAGACGCUCACGGACGACCUGAAGGCCCUGACCAUGGACCCGCACAAGCUGCCGGCCUCCAGCGAGCAGGUAAUUGUAGACCUGAAGGGCUCAGAGUGCACCUGGUCUUACCAAACCCCUCCCUCCUCUCCAAGCACCACCGUAUCCAGGAAGUCCAGUAUGUGCAGCAGCCUGAACAGCGUGAACAGCAGCGACUCUCGCUCCAGCGGCUCACACUGUCACUCCCCGACCUCCCAUUUCCGUUACCGCGCCUCCUCCUCCUCGUCCUCCUCGGUGUUGCCCCAGCAGACGCCGGCCCGCCUCUCGUCGGUCUCCUCCCACGACUCCGGCUUCAUCUCACAGGACGCCUACCAGUCCAAGUCUCCUUCGCCGAUGCCUCCAGACAACCUGCAGCUGUGUGUCUCUGCUUUGUUCUCUCAGUCUGUCAAUGAGGAGGCCUCCUCUUCCUCCCCCUCACAUCCUGAGCCCAGCUCCGGGCAACAACAGUUGCCAAACGGCUUUGACCAUCACGCUGCCCUCUGUCUGCACGGAGCGGUGCUGCAGGGCCUGGACACCCACCUCCACCCCUCAUACUUCACCUAUUCCUCUUCCUCCACCACCACCUCCCCCAUCUCCUCGCCCUCCUAUCAGUGUGUUUCUCCCACCUGGGCGUGGUCCCGUUCAGGUUUCAGCCAAUCGGGAGAGCUCUCGUCUCCCGGCUCGUCGGGGGUUGGAGUGAUCCCCUCAUCCAAAGUCCCGUCCUGGAAGGACUGGGCCAAACCAGGUCCUUACGACCAGCCCAUGGUCAACACUCUGAGGCGGAGCAAGGACCGGAGAGAUACUACAGAUCCCAGCAGCCACCAGGGCUCUGAUGCCACCACACCUGUAGAGGAGCCACCGGGAGUUAGAGGAAACCACACCGUGAUGUCUCCAAAAGGGGAGAAGGAGGCCCACGAGGAGCUGGCCAGGGCGCUGGCUCGGGGCCUCCAGCUGGACAUCCACGGCUCCAGCAGGGACUCGCUGCAGGGCUCCAGCGGCUACAGCAGCCAGACCAACACACCCUGCUGCUCAGAGGACACCAUCCCCUCACAAAUGUCAGACUGCGACUACUACUCUGUCGGUGCUGAUCCGGAAGGCGAGCACCAGUCAGACUACGAUAAGUCCUCCACCAUCCCGAGGAACAGCGACAUCACUCACUCCUACCGCCGCAUGUUUCAGUCCAAGCGGCCAGCUUCCACCGCCGGUCUGCCGUCUAACCACUCCGCCGUCAUCACCCCGGGGGUGGCCACCAUUCGACGGACUCCGUCAUCCAAACCCAACCUGCGCCGACCCUCCGGGGGCCUAAAUUUGGGCCCCAUCCCUAUCAAGCCACCCAUGAUCCCGGUCAAAACCCCCACUGUGCCUGAUCAUCCUGGCUUCCCAAGCAGAGCAGAAGAUGGUCAAACACCACGGACCCCACUGAGCCCCCCAACCACCCCUUUGUCCCCUGGCAGCAGUGGGCCCUUGUCGCCAAAGUCCAUUGCCUGGGGGAACCAGCAACCCGACGAGGAAUCGGAUCCUCCUACCCCGCCGCCGCAGCCGGGCGGUCGACUGUCGGAGUGGGAACGCCGGCCUCUCCCUGAACUCCUGGAGGAGACGGAGUACUGCGAGGUGGAGGACUUCCUGGUGGCUAUCCGGCGAGGCGUCAAACUCAAGAAGACUACGUCCAAUGAUCGAUCGGCUCCGAUGAUUCACUGAGACCGCCAGGGUCAACGGGACUACACCUUCUGUCGCUUUCAGGAUAUUCUCCUGAAAGGACAGAAAACUGCUAUAGGGAGUGAGAGUUACAACCUGAAAUGGUGCCAAAAUAGUUGCAAGUUGCCCUGAGACUCAUCGAGGAUCAGUUUUAGAGUAUAAGAAAUUAACUGCAGAUUGGCCCCUUGGAGGUGUCUUUCCUGCACGUCGUUUCAGACAGAAGACCAUUGGUUAAAAAGUCAAAGGAAAGUUGUUUUAGCCAUCAUACACAAGAGGGUGAUCCACAAAACGAUCAUAGAGACAGAGAACUGGCGCAUUGAUUUGGAACGAGGGAAGAUCCACUUUAAGAGGCUUAGUUGCGUUUGACCAGUGGAAUCUCUUGCAGGGAAUUACUCCAGUGGUCACUGAUCCGAGAUUUUCCCCUCAGGGCAACUUCAAGGUGUAAAAGGAAGAGAAAGGAUUUACUUUGGGACUUUGGAUGAAGUUAGAGGAGAAGGCUAAAACGAAUAGGAGAGAAUGAUUAAGUGGAACGACCCGUCGCAACUGAGCAAUUUCAAAAGAUCGACUGCUUCUGUGUAUGUAAAUAUCCACAUUUGUUUUGUCACAUGGUCACUUCACAUCCUCAUAGUCGGACAUUUUCCACUUAAUGUGCCAAAAAAAAAAACUAAAAAAUAACUUAUAUGUACCUGAAACAGUACCAUUUUUGUGUAAUAGCAGAAGGUUUCCGCAGAAACAGAGUAUUUGUGUAUGUCGGGCAGCACCAUCAAGAGUGUAAUCCUUCACCUCUAAAGAUCGACGACGAUGUUAUCGGCAGUAGAUCGCCCUGCAUGUCGAUGCGGUUUAGCACAGUUUAAGUCAUUUUUAGCCCCUAAAACGAAACAAAUCCCAGCAGCGGAUUACGGUUCAGCUGGCUAAAUCUGCCUCCCUGUGCAAACCAAUCCAUGCCUGUAAUCUGAAAAUGAAAAUAUAUCUAUCUAUCUAUCUUUAGGUACUGUUAAAUAUUUCUUUUUUUUGUAAUCUAGGUUUGACUGCUAUUUUAAAGAUCCGUUUUCUGUGAAGCACUUUGAAAAAUUCAAACAAAAAAAACGCAACAGUUAGUAAUGAAAUACUUGCAAACGUUAAACCUACACGUGCCAACGUUACUGUAUGUGUUAGCAUACGUAGCACCACUAGAGGCUGUUACUGGAGUUUCCGUGUUGCCGCCUUUUCUCUGGAUAAUUGGAGUAAAAUGUGUCGGUCUGUCGUGGUGAAGCCUUUGUGCUGAUAUUAGCUGGCACUGGUGUAAACGGUAGUGGAUAAUAUUUUAGGAAACACAUUAUUAAGUCAGACUUUAAAGUUGAGAAACGUGCUGCAGUGAACAGAGUUUUAAACUAUGUAAAGGGUUUGAAACCCGAGACCUAUAGUUAUAUUUAUUGGGGAUAAUCACAUCAACACUUUAAAUUGCAUUGACAGAAAGUCAUUUAAGUUCAGUUUUAACCUUGGUAAAAAAUGAGCUGAAAGCCUUUAAAGUGAGUUAAUGUGGAGGAAUCCAACUUUUUUUAUGUUUUUUUUUUUAAAUUUGCAUUUAAUUAGUGGAGGGGACAAAAGUGGAAGAAAAAAUAUUUACAAAAUUACUACUGUCACGAUUAUUUUAGCAGCAUAUUAUUAAUUAUAUUUACACUGAAUCAUGUGUUUAGGGAAAUGUGACUUGUAGUUCCUUCGGUUUAUAAAUAGGACAGAGCAGAGGCUCAUUUCUCUCAGCCUGUCCUUAAAAGAAGGAAAGACAGAAGGAAAUGCCAUUUAGGAAACGCAAAUGGAUGUUGAUCCUAAGUCAGAAAAGGGUUACAUGAAAAUAGCUACUUGCCUAACUUUCUCCACAUCUGGAUUCGGAGCAAUACAUAAAAAAACAAAAAUGUCUGGAAUGUGUCAAGGAGUUAAAUUUAACUUGAAGUCAUGUAAGGCGAGAAGGGUAAAAAUCUGGAGAAAUGUAGUCAGAAGGGACCAUUCGGGUCCAUGACAACCAACAUCUUACGGGCUUUUUCCCCAUCACACAUUUUUACCAGAGUCGCCAAACAUUGGAGGUUCCCUGCAGCUGAACUUUAAAUUACCACCAUCAUGACACAAUGGUUAAAUCAAUUAUUCUGACUUAAAAUACUGUUUGAACGUAGAUUCCCGUUCUUGCCCCAUGUUGCAGCUCUCUAACAGUCAGUUUCUCAUCCACUAGACAUGAAUUAACCCAAAGGGGUUAGUUGUGGGCAUCGGCGAGUCCAUUAACACACAGCAAUCUUCGUGCCGCCAAAAACUGCUACUGAUGAGGCAUCUUCACGCAUUUAAAUUAUUUGUUCUUUUAAAUACAUGUAUCGUAUAUGCAUUUCCGUUUCUAAAUUACCAGCUGUACUUUUACCGUAGAUAAAGCCCUAUGAAGAAUAUCUUACACAUGCAUGGUGAUUCAUGCCCUCUCUGCUCCCCCUUAGUUAGCGUCCCUCUGAAGGACCCGUUUCCUCCUCCACCCUGUAACGCUCCACAUGAAUCAUAGACAUGUUUUCCUGUGACUGCCGUGUCUUAGAGCUGACGCCUGUCCCGUUUCCCGCUGCAGGUUUUACAAAAAAAACAGUCGUGUAGCUGAUGCGACAACAAGCGUAUGAAGCUGAAUGUUUGAGCCUGCGACGACCAACUGUGGCUGAUUCUUUUUUCUUUUUUUUUUUUCGGGCCGAGGAUUAGACGAGUGUCGGGAGUAACGUCCGGUUGUAGAGCUGAAAUGUUCUGCUUGGUUCUCUACACCGUCCCUCAGUCAGAGACUUUACUUAGAGGUUAACUCAAGCUGGAUCUUCAGCCACUUCUGUCCUGUGCUCGGCGUGUUAACAUGCCUUUCCUGUCGAUGUCUCCUUUAAAACCCUUUAAUGUUUGGCCUUUGACACAAGUUGCCAAAUGAUUUUUUUUUUUUUUUUUUUUUACAGUAUGUGCUAAAUAACCCUUUGAAUUUAGUUUUUUUUUGUAUGCUUUUCUUACUUCAGGUGCUCCUCUGAGAAGCUUUGCAACCGCUGCAGUGAUAAAUUGUUGCAGUAUUUUUAUUUUUAACCUGUUGGUUAUGGAGAAUUUGUCAAAUGGACUUUAUUCCCUCUGUAUAACUAAAUCUAAUUUUGCAUUUAUUGCAGACUUGUGGAUUACACACAGUACUUUAUGGCAUUUUACGGAGAGCCAUCAGAGAAAAUUAGAAAUAUUUCGGUGACUGACUAAAACAGGAACACGAACAUGCUGACUAGGAAACAUUGGGGGGGGGGGGUUGAAGGUGAGGUCCGUCCAGGGAGAUCGAUACUGAUUGAAUAAUGAUUUAAUAAUCUGAUUUGUCUGAAAUUCCACUUACGCUUAUUAACAUCUGAUUUUUUUUUUUCACUACAGGCUGAUUCAAGCCUUCAAUCAUAGCAGUAAAAAUCCACUCCAAGAGGAAUAAGUUCUUAAGAAGUUGUUACAAGAAAAUCAGACUUUCUAAAAGAAGUUAAACCUAUUUUUUUAUGGGGUUAUAAAGACUAGACGUCCGGCCCUAGUUUCCAAACCCAUCACCAAACAGGUUAAACCAAAAUGACUAAAUUUGAAUCUAAAUUGACUUUUGAAAGAUCUCAAAUCUGCUCACACUCAUAUCCCGACUAAAGCUGAUGACGGCUUAUGAGACCAGAUUAGUAUUUUCUUUUUGUAAGGUUCUACCUUAGACAUCUCCAAGCUUUCCCUGUUCUAGUUAAUUAUAUUCAACUUUCACACGAAUGUACAUUUUUCUACCGUAAACUCAGAUGAAUAAGUUCCCCGCAAGCCUUUAACACAAUAAAGAGUAAAUAAACCUG